Pseudoliparis swirei is the source of this 1004-nucleotide messenger RNA. It is a transcript of the gene snx10a, whose product is annotated as sorting nexin 10a. Lineage: Eukaryota; Metazoa; Chordata; Actinopteri; Perciformes; Liparidae. The record is from RefSeq and is a predicted model, not a curated record. Gene Ontology annotation, molecular function: phosphatidylinositol binding. Gene Ontology annotation, biological process: intracellular protein transport. The transcript is spliced from 7 exons. The coding region runs from base 42 to 680 and encodes 212 amino acids.
CACCGGCGUACUGCACGGCCAGGGCAACGGGUCUUUGCACAAUGGACAGUAUGCUGCACACUCUGUCCAUCUGUCAAUCUGAGUUUAUCAGCAUUGGCGUUCAGGAUCCAAGGCUUCAAAAGGAUGACCUCUGGCACACGCACGUUGACUACGAGAUCUGUUUAGAAACGAAUAGCAUGUGCUUCCGAAAAAAGUCGUCCUGUGUAAGGCGGCGUUACAGUGAGUUUGUUUGGCUGCGACAUAGUCUGGAACAGAAUGCUCUGAUCAUGGAGUUACCCAAGUUGCCGCCCUGGAAUCCCUUCUUCAGCCUGAAAAACGCUGAGCAGGUCGCUCAGAGGAUAAAGGGCUUUCAGGAGUUUUUAGAAAGUGUUCUUCAGAGGCCUUUUUUGUUAUCGGACAGUCGACUCCACCUGUUCCUCCAGUCAGACCUCAGCGUCUCAAGGAUGUCGAGGUGUGCGCGCGGUCAGACCAGGUACACCGUGGCUGAAGCCAUCCAGCGUUCCAGCAGCGGUGACAUCAGCGGAUUGGAGGACAAGGCCACCUGUGACUCUGACACUGAAAGCUCUUGUUCGUCGGGCUUGGGUCUAAGCGGGGAAGCCCUGUCCUCUUCUUGGGGUCCUGACAGACCCAGAGCUGUGCAGCCGUCUUCAGAACUCCUUCCCACACUCAUUGCGCCCUGACACACGGCAGUUGUGCUUAAUCAACUGGUUGAUGAUGCUACAUGGCGCUAUUGCUUUUCUUGGUUGACGUCCAAAGAUUUAAAAGAACGUUUUUUUUUUUGUUAACUUCAUUCUUCCCUUUUGUGUUUCUUUUUCCUUUUUUAUAAUUUGCUUUAGUUUUCUUAAAGCAAUAUCAUGAUAAUUUAAAUGAAUGUGCUGAAAAAAAGAUGUUUUAAGAAAAUGUAUAGUAAACAUUUACAAUAUAAAAUGAUGAUUUCUUAAAUAUUUACGAUGUAUAUAUUUUUAUUUGCACUGAGGCUGUACUGAGGUUGGCAAGGGAUUGAA